AUGGUUCUCUCGCUCUUUCUUUUUGUUGUUUUCACAUACGCCUGUGACAAAGGACUGUAUGAAAACAAUGGGAAGUGUACUUCAAUGUGUGGCGAUGGUAUUUGGGUGGAUGGGGAACCAUGUGAUGGAGGUGUUGGGUGUAUAGUUGGAUGUGUAUGUGCCGAUGGGUGGGUAUCCAAGGACAAUGAGUCAUGUACGCCGCAGUCAAAUAGUCUGACUGUUGGGUUUUCCUUUACUUUAGAGCUUGAGAAAGAUUCCAUUCUUCGUGAACGACUGUUCCGAUAUGAAAUAGAGAGUGAAAUCAAUGAAGCCUUUAAUACUGAAUUAUCGUAUACCUCUCAAAUAACAAUGCCUUCCGAAGCGGUCAAAGUCAAACAAUUGACUGAAGAACAAGCCAACUCAAAAACAAUUCCAAUCGAUUUCGCUUUACGUGGAACGGAUAAAGAGCUUCCUGCCUAUAUAGCCACCUUCACUUCGAUGAUUUCCAAUUAUUCAUCGUCUUGGUUCUCUCAGAAUGCCACAUUCAUAAGAAACAUCGACUUGAUUAAACCAGUGACAACACAGUAUAAUGUCGACUUCUCUCAGUACUCCAGCACUUCUGCACUUGUUAUUUUAGCUCUUUCUCUUCUCCUUUUAGUUCUCAUCUAA
Entamoeba invadens IP1 is the source of this 648-nucleotide messenger RNA. RefSeq lists its product as hypothetical. Lineage: Eukaryota; Evosea; Mastigamoebida; Endamoebidae. The record is from RefSeq and is a predicted model, not a curated record. The coding region runs from base 1 to 648 and encodes 215 amino acids. The transcript has 2 exons.